Messenger RNA from Diaporthe batatas, 2193 nucleotides. RefSeq lists its product as uncharacterized. The transcript has 2 exons. Lineage: Eukaryota; Fungi; Ascomycota; Sordariomycetes; Diaporthales; Diaporthaceae. Bases 1 to 2193 code for a protein of 730 amino acids. Gene Ontology annotation, molecular function: calcium-dependent phospholipid binding; calcium ion binding. Gene Ontology annotation, cellular component: cytoplasm. The record is from RefSeq and is a predicted model, not a curated record.
AUGUCUCUGCAGGUUGAGGACCACCGAAGGGCCCGGUCGCGCUCCCCCGGCAGGCGCGACCGGAGCCGCAGUAGAAGCCGUGGCCCCCCCUUGGUCGUCGAGACCGACCCCUACGGCGACAGGGAGACCGAGAGGGAGCAUGAGCGCAUCUACGAGCACGAGGAGCGCCGCUACCAGGCGCCCCUCUCGCCCAGUGACGAUCCCUACUACCGCCGCCCGAGGAGCCCCGCCGCCGACAACCCCGCGCGCGUGUCCUACGGCGACCUGAGGUACGACGGCGACUACCGCAGGGACAGCCCCCGCGAGAGGCAUUCCGACUCGGACCGCGACAAGGACCGCAGCCGCAACCCCACCAGUCUGAUGGACGCCUUCCUGCCGCAAAAGUACGCCAAGAAGCUCGAGAACUCGGAUGCCUACAACUACAUGACCGCCCCCAUCUCCGACAAGUCCAGGGAGCGGUCGCGCGACCGCCGCGCCGAGAGGAAGGAGAAGCUCGACGAGGACCUCGCCUAUGGCAAGCUUCACUCCCCGCCCGUCAAGGAUGCCCGCCCCGUCUCCCCGCGGCCCCCCGCCUCCCCGCGCCACUCGCCCUCGCCCUCGUAUGAGUACGCCAAGCCACCACAGUGGGAGUAUGAGAGAGAGGACAGGCUUUCUUACUCACGCGACCCGCGCUACAGCUCCGACGCCCUCGGCGUCGGCCACGGCCACGGCAGCUCCUCGCGCGCCCGCAGCCGCAGCCCCGCCCCGGGCCACCACCGGGACAGGGAUCGCGAGAGGAAGUCCCAUUCCCACCGCGACUCGCUCACAGCCGACCCGCGCGGCUCCUCGGCCAGCGUCGUCACGGUGGAGCCGGGCGAUGCCCCGCUCAAGAGCGCCAUGAAGCGGUCCUCCUCGCCCCAGCCGCCCGUCAACAGGAUGUCGUCGCUCUCCGUGUCCACGCCGUAUCACCCGGGCCCCGGCGGCCUGUCCGUCUCGGCCGCCCCGGCCUCACCACUGCUCGAGUCAUACCACGGGACCUACCAGCAGAGCUCCCCGAUGCCGUCGCCCCUGCUGCUCCCGACCCACUUUCACCCGGGCGAGGCCCAGGUCAUGGACGUCUCGCCGAUCGGGUCUGAUGACGAGCGCAGCGGGAAGAGGCGCUCGCGAAGGGCCCGUUUCGCGGACCCCCAGGACGACGCCCAGCGCCUGGCGGAUGCGCUCAAGGGCAGCAAGCCGCCGCGUACAGAGCCGCUGAUUGAGAUCCUCCCUGGCAUGACCCACGAGCAGGUCAUGGACCUGCGUGUCGAGUACAAGCGCCUGGUCAAGACGGGGCCGGAGCGCAAGGGCGUCAACGUCGCCAAGCACAUACGCGUGCGUCUCAAGGAUGACGACCCGUCGCUCAUGAAGGCGUGCUACGCCACGGCGCUGGGCCGGUGGGAGUCGGAGGCGUACUGGAGCAGUUUCUGGUACCAGGGCGACAAGACGCGGCGCGAGCUGCUGAUCGAGAGCCUCAUGGGCCGCACAAACGAUGAGAUACACGAGAUCAAGGCCUCCUUCACCGACAAGAAGUACGGUGACAGCCUCACGCGCUGCAUGAAGCAGGAGCUCAAGGAGGACAAGUUCAAGAAGGCCGUGCUGAUGGUCUUGGACGAGCAGAGGAUGGACGACUUUGACCGCCAUGGCCGCCCGCUGGAGCUGGACUACGACCUGGUCAGGAGCGACGUGCACACCCUUCACAAGGCUGUCAAGGCCGAAAAGGGCGGCGAGACCGCCAUGAUCGGCAUCGUCGUCAUGCGCAGCGACAGCCACCUGCGGGAGAUCUUGCGGGUGUACAACGAUGAGUACCGCGCCAACUUCGCGAGGGAUGCGCUGAAGAAGAGUGGAAACCUGGUGGGCGAGCUACUCGCUCACAUCCUCAACGGCGUGAUCAACAAGCCGGUGCGAGACGCGCUGCUGGUGCACCACGCGCUGACGGCAUCCAAGAAGGACGGCCUGCGACGAGAACUGCUGACGUCGCGCCUGGUCCGCUUCCACUGGGACCGGCUUCACCUGUCCGCCAUCAAGCGAGCGUAUUCCGAGCGCUACGGAAAGGACAUGAUGGAGGCUGUCCGAGACGGCACCUCCGGGGAAUGGGGCCAGUUCUGCCAGGAGCUGUGCAUCUCACGAAUGCCUGACGACGUCAAAAGGGUCGAGAGGAUACAGCUGUCCAGGUGA